AUGCUCAUGGAAUCACCCAAUGUGAGCAUGCACGGGAGUGGAUGGAGCCAUGGGGAUAGGACGGCGCCUUCGAGCUCGGUUGGCAGCAUCAACAUGAUGGGGUCUGAAGACUCGAGCAGUUCUUCAGACGAGGUGGACCCGUUAGACCCUGAUGAUCACGACGACCCCAUGAUCACGACACCACAGGCUAAGACCAAUGUCUUGUUUCCAGGUCUCGGCUCAGGCAACAAUGGGAUAUGGGCAAACCUCUUCUCCCCCGGGGCACAACCCAACUUUGCAAGCAUGCACCGCGCUAGGCUGCGCAAGGGCCGAAGUAGGAAAAGUUCGAGCUCAGCCAGUGGUCAUAGUUCAAUGGCCAGCCCCGGACCAGGGUCACCGCCGAACGGUAAGGAAGGUGGGUAUUUUGCCCGAGAAGCAGCAAUACGCAAGGCAGGCUCCCGCAGAGAGAGCCUAUCGCUUUUUGCCAACGACCUCCACAUAUCCUCUGGCAACGACAGUGGGGAUGAAGCUGUCAAUUUACCUCAGACUCCUGGCGUGGUGAGGCGGGCAGUUACACGGAGAGGCAACCUGCUUCCGAAAUCGAGACAAUUUGGCCGCAUCCGGGCUGAGUUAUUCGAAGAGGCAGCACCUGUAGAUAGCGAGUUCCGCCGCGAAGCCGAGAUCAUACGGCAAGUAAGAGAAAGUGAUGUAGACCAGGAAAGGACUUCAGCCACUGCCCAAUCCUCGCCUAGCCUUCUACCUGCUGUUCCUGGACUGGAUGGACCACUGGAAGGAGUACCGGAAGAAGGCGACGAAAGCAGCAUGAGUCUAGACAACUCCCAUGCCAAGGGAUUGUUCGGUGUGUUUGGUAAUCUGCAUAGCGCUGGCCGAAAUUCAACGAGCAAUGGCUUCUGGAAUCAACGCGCAGCUCACACUCCUCCGCCGUCCUUCCCUCGAGCGGAAUCGUCGGCAAUGAGCGAAGAUAUGAACAUGGAUUCGCCAAUCAUCGGCCCCAACGGUGGGGCAUCUCGAGCAUCCACACCCGGGCCUAUGCAACCACCCACGGCAGCUGAAGCGCUGAAGAAGUCAAAUAAACGCCGGCGAGAUGAUGACUUUGAUGAAGCAUCAAUCAAACGCCGUGCCGUCUCGCCAGGCGUCAGCGUUCAUAAUAGUCCUGUCAUUUCCCAAUCGCCUGCUCAGCGGGACGGAAACCUGUGGGGAACAAGCGCCAAAGCAAGCAGAGAAACAUCUAUCAGUGGGCACUCGUAUGGAGAGCGCUCAAAUAGCGGAGGAAGUAUGAGUAUGACGCCUACAUUGGGACCCAAGAGGAUAGGUCUACAAGGCAUGACUGACACGAGUGAUGGACUGAUGAAGAUGAGCAUCGAACAAUUGCUGCAACAAACAACCGCCAAAAUGUCACGAACAGCAGCCCUCUCUUCCUUUAUCGAUAGCGCGCCGCCGGGUGAGCUCGCCGAUGUCACCAAAGCAAUCAAGUCAAUCCUCGGUGACGACUCUGUCCAGAACGAGCUCUCUCCCGCAUUCCAAAAGUACAACGAAGAGCAAUUCGCUACGACUAAGCUCCCUGGAGGCAGCACCGAGGUCCUAGUCAGCGAGUACAACUCGCUGGGCGACGGCAGGUACUACGACAUUGAUACGCAGAGCUCGUUUGAUUUCGACCAUGUCACCGGCAAGGCAAGCGCCGUGCAAAGCUACGUUGUAGAAACUUCCAACGACGACCUUCUCAAGAGCCUCAACAAAGCCCUGAGCACACACGCCACAGAACACUACCCCAAGUCCUCGCACGGCGUGUACCCGAUCCCCUCAACUUCCAACUUCGCCAUCAUCACCGUCGCAAACAAGUACUCACCCACAAACUACUGGAAUGGCCGCUGGCGCAGCUCAUACAUCUACGACUCGUCGUCGGGCAGCAUCACAGGCAGCAUAAAGGUCGACGUGCACUACUACGAAGAUGGCAACGUGCGCCUGCUCACCACCAAAGAGGUCAACGUUAAUGGUAGCGGUGCCAGCGGACCGGAGGUCGUGAGGAAGAUUGCUGCGGAAGAGAAGAAGUAUCAGGAGGAUUUGAAUAAGGCGUUUGCUAGUUUGAGCGAGGGCGCAUUCAAGUCGCUGAGGAGACAGCUGCCGAUUACCAGGCAGAAGAUUGAGUGGGAGAAGAUUAGCGGGUAUAGGUUGGGUCAGGAUAUUGGCGGCGGAAGGAGGUGA
Bipolaris oryzae ATCC 44560 is the source of this 2202-nucleotide messenger RNA. RefSeq lists its product as uncharacterized. Gene Ontology annotation, molecular function: actin filament binding. The record is from RefSeq and is a predicted model, not a curated record. Gene Ontology annotation, biological process: actin cytoskeleton organization; barbed-end actin filament capping. The transcript is spliced from 6 exons. Gene Ontology annotation, cellular component: actin cortical patch; F-actin capping protein complex. Bases 1 to 2202 code for a protein of 733 amino acids. NCBI's taxonomy places the organism in Eukaryota, Fungi, Ascomycota, Dothideomycetes, Pleosporales, Pleosporaceae.